AUGGUCGAACCAACACACGAAAAAAGAGUUAAAUCCAUUGCCAUCAUUGGAGGUGGACCAUCAGGAAUUGCGACACUUUAUGAUCUUACAAGAGCAUUGAAAAAUGGAACUUCAUUGUAUGGCUCCAAAUAUAUAAGGAGUUAUGAACAAAGAAAAGAGGUCGCUUUUGACAAAAUUGUCCUUUUCGAAAGAAAUCAAUUCACCGGAGGAGUAUGGUGUCGGAAAACUAGAGGAAAUUUUAACAGUGAUCCUGCUGUUCCAGAAUUAUCUUUACAAAAGGAAUUGACAAAUCCGGAUAAUAUUUUCGUGAAAGCUUUGAUCAGUAGGGAAUUGAAGAAAAAGCUAUCGUCAUCUUCAUUUAAUCACCCAAUUGAAGUAAAGAAGCAAGGUGGAGAACCUGAGGAUUUGUAUCAAUGGAAAUCAUCCGCUGCUUAUGAAAAACUCUUUACCAAUGUUCCUAACAAAUACAUGAGUUUUUCUUUUGACCCAUUGAGUUCUAAGCAACUAGUUGAUUUAGAGCUUCGCUAUAAAAAAAUUGCAGGGUUUGAAUCAGCAGAUGAUGUCGGAAAUUACCUAGAUGAUGUGUUAAGGAAUAACGAUCUUACAAGAUAUGUUCGUCGUGCAUCAAAUGUUGAGAGGGUAACAAAACUACCUACAGGAAAAUGGAGACUUUUUAUUCGACAGAGUAUCAAAAAGACCGACAAUUCUGUUGAUCUAUGGUAUCAAGAAAAUUUUGAUGCUGUUGUUAUUGCAAAUGGUAAGACUGUUCCCAUUGUUCCGUCAUUUAAAGGUUUUAACGAAUUUUAUGAGAAGACAAAGGAAAAAAUCUGGAUAACCCUUGCCAAAUCCUUGAAAGAUCCAACAAAACUGAAGAAAGCAAAGAAGAUAUUAAUCGUGGGUUCUUCUGUUUCUGCUGUGGAUCUUAUACAAUACGCCUUUCCUAGAAACUUGGACAAACCCUCUGUGUUCAUCUCUAGACGUUCGGAAAAUCAUGCAGGUCGUGAUUGGGCAGAUUUCUGCACACACACACGAGGAAUCACUUCGAAACCCGAAAUUGAUCACUUCAAUGCAGCAGAGGAGAGCAUUGUAUUUAAGGACGGUACUGUUGAAAAGGGAUUCGAUACAGUGAUUAUAUGUACAGGAUAUCACAUGUAUUAUCCAUUUCUAGAGUCCGAUUAUUUAAAGUCACAUUCGAAUGCAUUGAAAUUUUAUGAUUAUACAUUUUCCAUAGAUGAUCCAACUCUCGCACUAGUUGGAAAUACAUAUGCCGCAUUCAUAUUUAAUCGUGUUGAAGCACAGGCUGCAGCACUAGCUGGCGUCUGGUCUGGACAAAAACAGCUUCCGAUAACAAGUGUGCAAUUAGAUUGGUACAAUACUGAAUUUCCAAAGCCUUUGAGGACAUAUAGCGUUGCGGAACAUUUCAUUAGACCAUUAGAAAGGUAUUUCUUGAAGGGAAGAAAGAAUCCUUUGGAUGUUGAAGGAAAAAGAGAUCAUGUUGCUGACUUAGGUUUGUCUCGAUCCAAUUUACAAAUCAUUUUUAACAAAAUUAGAAGAGGUGAACUAAAGACUGAGGAACUUAUUUAA
Molecule: messenger RNA, 1584 nt
Organism: Brettanomyces bruxellensis
Lineage: Eukaryota; Fungi; Ascomycota; Pichiomycetes; Pichiales; Pichiaceae
Exons: 1
Coding region: 1-1584 (527 amino acids)
Molecular function (GO): N,N-dimethylaniline monooxygenase activity; flavin adenine dinucleotide binding; NADP binding
Source: RefSeq, a predicted model, not a curated record